This is a messenger RNA of Blepharisma stoltei, 1197 nucleotides long. The record is from the annotation of a GenBank genome assembly. Lineage: Eukaryota; Ciliophora; Heterotrichea; Heterotrichida; Blepharismidae.
AUGGAAAAAAGGUCAGUUCCUCUGCGCUCCCAAAAAACGCGUAGCGAAAACCAAUCCCGCUCCAAAACACCAGAUUCUCGUCCUCUUAAAGAAAAGGAAUAUCAAUUAGCUUGUGGAAGAAACAUCGUUGAGCAUUUGGCAAUAAAUUUUUAUAAAUACCCAGUAUCAUUACAAACACUUUUGAUUCCAGAUAUCAAAUCCUUUUGAAAUAUAAGUGAUUUUAUAUUUAAAAAAAUCGAUCCAUCAAUAUCUUGCACAAAUGACAAAGAAUUAAUAGAAAUUUUAAAAUGGCUGGGUUAUCCGUAUGCAAUAACAGGUCAAAUGCUCAAUGUAGCUCAAAAUUUUUGGCCUAAUUUAUUAGCUGUUUUAAGCUGGCUAGUAGAUCAUAUAAAAAAUACGUUUACAGAUGAAAUAAAAACUGAUUUAAAUAAAAGUGACCAAACAAUUUUUAAUGAAUAUUUAUAUGAAGCUUAUGAAUACCAAUUGCAAGACAGACCAAGAUUAGAACUUCAUAAAUCAUUAUUAGAGAAAUUCAAAGCAAAAGCAGAUGCAAUUAAUAAUCAAAAAUCCGAAAUUCAGCACAAAAUAGAUGAACUUGUGAGAGAAAAAAUGAGCUUGGAAGAAAACGAUUUAACUCUUUUAGAUUUUGAAAUUGAAGAGCUUGAAGUUGAAAGCAAAGAACUAAUAAAAGAUAAAGAUAAUAAAGAAAGGCUUAAAAACGAAUACAUAUAUACAAUCCAAAGCUGCUGGAACAUUUUGCUCAAUUAUUUUAAUGUCAAAUCCAUUAAUGAGACAUUAGUUUCAUCUUUAAAACAAAAAAUAAACUCUUAUCAAACCAGAUAUAUCCCACUUCUUGAAGAGCAGAUGUAUUAUGAGUCAGAAAUUAUGGAAAAGUCACAGGAGCUUGAAAACACUUCACUGUUAAUAGAAAAAGAAAAAAAAUCAGCCCAAGAAUUAGAUGUAAAAAUCCAAGAGGAGCUGGAAAAAUAUAAACAGACUAAUGGCUCAUUGAAAUCAGAAGUAAGCACUGUGAAGUUGGAAAUUGACAGUGAAAAAGAGAAUAUUGCAAAUUUUGAAAACCAAAGCAAGACGGAAAUCUCAAAGGUUACAGCUGUUAUCAGAGCUGACACAGAAGCUAUUUGUAAGCAUGCCCAAAGAAUUGCAGGAUGGCUACAAGAGUUAACGAUGAAUUUAUAA